Mycotypha africana is the source of this 1104-nucleotide messenger RNA. RefSeq names its product Zinc/iron permease. Gene Ontology annotation, biological process: zinc ion transport; transmembrane transport. NCBI's taxonomy places the organism in Eukaryota, Fungi, Mucoromycota, Mucoromycetes, Mucorales, Mycotyphaceae. The coding region runs from base 1 to 1104 and encodes 367 amino acids. The transcript has a single exon. Gene Ontology annotation, molecular function: metal ion transmembrane transporter activity. Gene Ontology annotation, cellular component: membrane. The record is from RefSeq and is a predicted model, not a curated record.
AUGCUGAUAGCUAGUUUUGUAGCUGGAUGUAUACCAUUAUCGACAAAGUUGUCCGAAUCCAAAUUACAUUUCCUAGCAUCGUUAAGUGCAGGUUUAUUAAUUUCGACAAGUUUAGUCGUCAUUAUACCCGAGGGAGUGGAGACAUUAUAUAGUAACGAUGACAACAGCAACAGCGAUUUUGACACAUCGGAUUUCCUAGAUUCUGACCACUCUAGUCACCACCAUAUACCUGAGCAUACGGCAGUUGGCCUGUCACUACUUUUUGGAUUUGCACUCAUGUUUAUUAUAGAUCAGCUCAACCCCUCCUCUCAUUCUCACGCACAUCAUACAUCGUCUCCUUUGUCCGCCUCGUCGUCUAACACUGACGACCAUCAUGACAAAGAAAUUAAAAAUUCAUUAGAAUUGGAUGCUAUGCUCACCAAUACUGCUGAUUCCUCUAAUGCAGCCGAUAAAACACCCUUUGUUUCGAUAGUAGGAAAUAGCACCGAUAAUAACGACAUUCACCCUCUUCACAGCUCUCCAGCAACCCAUGCAGCUGUAACAACGCCUACCGUUGGACUUGUUGUACACGCAGCAGCAGAUGGUAUUGCCCUUGGUGCCUCCGUCUCAGACCCUCAGCUCUCCAUGGUCGUUUUUUUCGCCAUCAUGCUUCACAAAGCCCCUUCAGCAUUUGCCCUCACCACCGUCCUCCUCAACGAAGGACUUUCCCGGGCUCAUGUGAGAAAGCACUUGCUCCUGUUUUCCAUGUCUGCUCCGGCAGGUGCCCUGUCCACUUACGCACUACUACAGUUGUUUUCAGAGUCGAUGCAAGAAUUGAACGUGAAUUACUGGACGGGCAUAUUUUUAUUGUUUUCGGGGGGCACUUUUUUGUACGUUGCAAUGCAUGCUAUCCAGGAAUUGCCUUCCACGGCACCCUCCUCCUCUUCAGAGGAUUAUCACACGUUAAGUCCAUCUGCUCAUACGACUCCGGCUUCAACGAUGGCUGGUACCCAUCCUACUGUUCAUACCCACUGCACAACUCACAAGUUCAAUUGGCGUCAGAAUGGCAUUGUCCUACUUGGCAUGUGCAUACCAUUUAUUCUCAAUUUGAAUCACCACCAUUAA